UCUUCUGUUACUUGAUACUAUUCGGUUCAGCCUAUACCUUCCAUAGGCAACGUUUGUUUGAUAUUGGGAGUCUUGUCCCACGAGAGGUUGCCAAGUGUUGUGCCUCUUCACCUCUCCUCCUCCUCCUCUUAACAACAACACUCCGAAACCAUGGCGUAUCAACCAGUUCGCCAUGAGCGCGUAAUAAGCGCAGACAGCACGACUCCUCUCACAGCGGCCAUAGAGCCUCAAGCAGGAGAUUUCAACAAUAACCAGCCCUUCCAAUAUGUCAACACCAACGACCUACAUGCCAACGCUGGCGCCGUUCCUCAACAACCAGACCAAAUACACCCGGCCCAACAGCCUCUAUACGCCGACCAGCAGCAAUAUUAUGACUACCAGUAUAGCAAUGGCGACUAUCAAAACCCUCAGAUCCAACAAGUACCACUCGAAGGCCAAUACCUCACCCAAGAAGGCUUCAUGUUCCCCCCCAAACAACCAACAACCUUCUCCGUCUCUCCCAUGUCCGCCUCCCCAGCCUCCUGGGAGAAACAACGAAAUCAUGAUGCCAACCGGCAAUUUGCCAUGAGCACAAGCUCCUCCGGAAAAUCCGACGGCAAACUCUCAGCCAUCUUCUCCAAAAACGGCACCUGGACCUACGAAACCAUCAGCAUGUUCGUCGCCCUAGGCGCCGUCGCCUCCAUCAUCGCCGUCCUAGCCACCUACGACGGCCAACCGCUACCCUCCUGGCCGCACUGGAUCACUCUGAACGCCGUCAUCGCCAUCCUAGCCACCGUCGCCACAGCCAGCAUGAGCGUCCCGCUAUCAGGCGGGCUGGGACAGCUCAAAUGGAUUCGCUUCAAGCAAGGCCGGGCCCCGCUAAGCGACAUGGAGCUCUACGACGACGCGAGCCGCGGCGCCUUUGGGGCCGUCAACAUGCUCUUCCGCGCGCGGGGCGGGUUCGCGGGUAGUUUUGGUGCCGUGGUGAUGGUCAUCGCGCUGUUUCUCAGCCCUUUUGCUCAGCAGAUCGCCACUUUUCCCACGCGAAUGGUCGAGACCCCGUCCGGGGCAGUUAACUACCGCACCGAAACGUACGGCCUCGCGCUGCACGGCAAGGAAUCACUCAGCCAAGCCUUCGUUCCCAUCCUGCCCAUCAAGGCGGCCGUGUACAAAGGCUUGUUCGCCGAGGACGGCCGGCCCUGGAUGGGUUUGCCGUUCCAAUGUUCCACAGGCAACUGCACGUUCCCGCCCAUCGAGACGCUGGGCGUCUGUCACAAGUGCGUCGACAUGUCCGAGUACAUGACGCGGUACUGCCCCCCUGGCAUAACCAACACAGAUGACUGCGGCUGGAAGCUCCCCUCCGGCGCCGCCAAACUGAACUCCUCAGCCGAGGUCUUCGGCAUGACCUCUCUCUUCCCCGGCUCUUCCACAGGCGACGCCACCUACAGCACCAUAAUGAAAUUAAUCUUCAUGGGCACCGAGACCAACGCCACCGGUCCCGGCGUGCUCUCCCCCUGGGCAACACAAUGUACUUUAACCGUCUGCCUCCAAACUUUGGCCUCCAACAUCACCAACGGCUUCCUCCACGAAUCCCACUUAUCCUCACCAAUAACCAACGACACCGUCCCCUCUCUGUCCUCCCUCUCCAGCAGCAUCAACAGCCUAGACCCUCUAACCAUCCAAUCCCCCACCAACUCCUCCCUCCUCUACUCCAUGUCCAUGGAAUCGAUCUUAGCCAUGCAAUCCUGGUUUUCCCGUUUAUUCGCCAACGGCACGGCCUCCCGUAAUCCCACUUACAUCAACCAGACCAUCUCCGACCUUCCCAAUACCAGCGGAAACGUAGUAGUAAACCUAACAGUCGGCAUCUCCUCGGGAGAAACUUUCUUCGACACCGACAUCGUCCAAGCCUUUUACUGGAACUACUACGAAUAUCCCUCCUCCCCUUCCUCUUCCUCUCCUUCCUCUCCUGCUGCGCCAAAGGGACUCGAGAUGCUCAUGUCCGACCUCGCCGUCUCUUUGACUUCGACAUUUAGGACACUGACCGCCGUGCCCAUCAACGGCACCUCUUUGAGCUACGAAACCUUUGUUUCCGUGCGGUGGGGGUUUGUGGCGCUGCCUGUGACUGCCGUGAUCCUCGCGGCGUUUUUCUUGGGAUUGGCGGCUUGGGAGACGAAAAGAAGCGGGGCGAGCUUGUGGAAGACGAGCGCGUUGGCGAUGUUGUUCCAUGGCUUGGAUGGGGACGCGAGGGAACGGUUUGAGGAUUUGAGGAGUUUGGAGGCGAAGAAGAGGGAGAGUAGGAAUGUGAAGGUUAGGCUGAGUGCGGAGGAGGGGAGUCUGGAUGGGAAGGGGGGAACGUUGAAGAUUGAUCGGGUUUUAUGAGUAGUGGGAGGGGGAGAUAUUGAUUUUCAGGAUGGGUUACAUACCUACCUGUGGUAUUAGACGAGAUAAGGCAGCCCUGGUUGAUUGAACUGACCUCGAACAUUGAGUUGCCAAAAGGACUAAAACGCUAUAUGGCAUUGAUGCUGCCUAUCCGCUGAUAGUGAAGGAUGUCUUCUCCACAACCCCAGAAUAUCCCUUAAAGUUAGAAGCAUACCUCAACCAAGAGCAUAUG
This is a messenger RNA of Neurospora tetraspora, 2590 nucleotides long. RefSeq lists its product as uncharacterized. The record is from RefSeq and is a predicted model, not a curated record. The transcript has a single exon. NCBI's taxonomy places the organism in Eukaryota, Fungi, Ascomycota, Sordariomycetes, Sordariales, Sordariaceae. The coding region runs from base 151 to 2358 and encodes 735 amino acids.